GCGUUGCGAAUCUCGGGACCCCUUUCGGAGAAACCAUGGCGCUUAACAAGAAUCACUCGGAGGGCGGCGGAGUGAUCGUCAACAACACAGAGAGGUGAAAACACUGCGGAAGGAUCCUAGAGAACCAUAGGACUGGUGUUUGGAGUCAUCCUGAUGUCCUAUGAUCAUGUGGAACUUACAUUCAGUGACAUGAAGAAUGUGCCAGAAGCCUUCAAAGGGACCAAGAAAGGUACCGUGUACCUUACCCCUUACCGGGUCAUCUUUCUGUCCAAGGGCAAGGAUGCCAUGCAGUCCUUCAUGAUGCCGUUUUAUCUGAUGAAGGACUGUGAGAUCAAGCAGCCUGUGUUUGGUGCAAACUAUAUCAAGGGAACCGUGAAGGCUGAAGCAGGAGGUGGCUGGGAAGGAUCUGCCUCUUACAAGUUGACCUUCACAACAGGGGGUGCCAUUGAGUUCGGACAGCGCAUGCUCCAGGUGGCAUCACAAGCUUCCAGAGGUGAAGCCCUCAGUGGAGCCUAUGGGUACCCUUACAUGCCCAGCGGGGCCUAUGUUUUUCCCCCACCAGUCGCCAAUGGAAUGUACCUUUGCCCUCCUGGCUACCCCUAUCCACCGCCCCCACCUGCAGAGUUCUAUCCAGGACCUCCCAUGAUGGAUGGAGCCAUGGGAUACGUGCAGCCCCCACCACCACCCUAUCCCGGACCCAUGGAGCCCCCGGUCAGCAGCCCCGAUGUUCCCUCCACUCCUGCAGCUGAGGCCAAGGCCGCAGAGGCAGCUGCCAGUGCCUAUUACAAUCCGGGGAACCCACACAAUGUCUACAUGCCCACGAGCCAGCCUCCACCACCCCCCUACUACCCCCCAGAAGAUAAGAAGACCCAGUAGACUCCGCCCAGCUCCCUGCCUUCCAUUCUCAUGGCUCUUUCCUACCCUUCCUCUGUGGGACUGGCUGCACCUGCGCUGGGGGAUGGGCGGGGCCUUGUGCUUCCCCAGGGCUGAUGAUAAACAGUGACCAGGAAGUAGCUUUUUUGGGAAGUGUGGAGCGGCGCCCCAGCCUCUCCGCCACUGCCAUGGCUUCCUCACCGUCUUGGGUUGUCAGGAGCACAGAGUGUCCUGUGGUUCCUGUCCUAUGCUCCUUCCCACCCGAGGGAAGAUCACCUCUGGUCACCUCUUCCACCACAGUCCAGCCCCAACAGUCUGGUAGCAAUUCUGGACUCAGCCUUGUGAGCUUCAUGAAACCAGCCAUGUGUGUCUCCCGCCUAUUUUUUUGCCAGGGCUUGCUGACAUUCCUCCUGCUGGUCUGUGGCUGACCUUGAGCCGCUGUCCUGACACACCCAUAGCCCACAUUCCAUUUGGCCAGGCCCAGCCUCCAGUCAUGUCCACCCCCCUCCCCUGUUCUUGGGCAUUCUGUUGCCACCUGUGGCUUCGAGGGCUUUACUGUGUAGCGGGAGUUGGGUGGCAUCAGGGCACAGACUCCUGCAGCCAAGAAGGAAUCCCCUGUGCUCUCUGCUAGUGAUUCUGAAAUUUGGUUUCCCGCUUAUCUCCUUUCCAUCUACACGAGGCUUCCUGUCAGGAGCCGUAGAGUGCAUGUCUGUCCCAUCAUCUGGGGGCCGCAGGGCAGGCUGGGAACCAGGGCCCCACCCUGUGUGCUGACCCCUCGAAAUGACAGGUCCUUCAGCCUUUUCUUCCUGGACGCAGGGCCUUUAACUUCCCAUGUCCCCAGAUGCACGAAGAUUUGUUCUUGAUCGUCUCCUGGACGGGCCACGAAGUGAGGAGAUGGUUAUUUAAAGAGAUUAUCUAUUUAUUUGACAAAAAUUUAGUUAAUAUAUUAAUGUGAAAUAAACCCUGUUUGCACCUUGAUUUGUUUGCUAAAACUGUGAAAUAGUAAAAAUGAAGUAAUGAC
Molecule: messenger RNA, 1894 nt
Organism: Cavia porcellus (domestic guinea pig)
Lineage: Eukaryota; Metazoa; Chordata; Mammalia; Rodentia; Caviidae
Gene: Wbp2
Product: WW domain binding protein 2
Exons: 8
Coding region: 154-876 (240 amino acids)
Biological process (GO): positive regulation of DNA-templated transcription
Cellular component (GO): nucleus
Molecular function (GO): chromatin DNA binding; transcription coactivator activity
Source: RefSeq, a predicted model, not a curated record